Messenger RNA from Aspergillus saccharolyticus JOP 1030-1, 1305 nucleotides. Its product is annotated as phosphatase PAP2 family protein. The record is from RefSeq and is a predicted model, not a curated record. Gene Ontology annotation, biological process: phospholipid metabolic process. The transcript is spliced from 5 exons. Gene Ontology annotation, molecular function: phosphatidate phosphatase activity. NCBI's taxonomy places the organism in Eukaryota, Fungi, Ascomycota, Eurotiomycetes, Eurotiales, Aspergillaceae. Bases 1 to 1305 code for a protein of 434 amino acids.
AUGGACCGCAUUCCCAACAAGCUGCCCUUCACUAAGAAACGCCUGAGGCCACGAGUUGUGCUUUCAUAUAUUGCCGACUAUGUGAUACUUAUCGCCUGUAUCGCAGGAUUCUAUGUUCUCGACUCCAUUGAACCCUAUCACCAGCACUUCUCGCUACGCAAUAUCUCUAUUCAAUACCCCUAUGCGGUUCACGAGCGUGUCACGAUACAGGAAGCGCUCUGUAUUUCCGGAGUGGCGCCUUUACUCAUCAUUGCCGUCUAUACCCUCUUCAUAGAUGGACUCUUUUCCCACAAUAAACCACAAGAUCCAGUGUCCGGCAAGCGAAAGUUCAAUGGUCCAUAUCGCUGGAAAGAUCGAUUGUGGGAGCUUAACUGUGGAGUUCUGGGACUCCUGCUUUCUCAGGGUUUAACCUUCGUCAUUACGCAAGUCUUAAAGAAUGCCUGCGGCAAGCCUCGGCCUGAUUUCAUUGAUCGAUGCCAACCUCGGGCAGGAAGCCAGGAUGCUAUACCGGGCUUGUCGAAUUCUACAAUCUGUACAGGUGAACAUGCGCUCAUCAAAGAUGGGUUCCGUUCCUGGCCAUCAGGUCACAGUAGCUCAUCAUUUGCCGGAUUGUUCUAUUUGACGCUUUGGAUGAGUGGCAAGCUGCACAUAAUGGACAACAAAGGAGAGGUAUGGAAAGCACUCCUGGUCAUGAUCCCCAGCCUGGGAGCUACUCUUGUUGCAGUAAGUCGGAUCAUGGAUGCGAGACAUCAUCCUUUCGACGUUAUCACUGGAUCGCUUCUCGGGAUCAUCUGUGCCAUUAUCUCCUAUCACCAGUAUUUCCCUCCUCUCUCGCAACCAUGGAAGAAGGGCCGUGCACAUCCGAUCCGCAGCUGGGGCACGGAUCCACUACCUCCAAGCGACACAAUGGAGACGAUGAGGUUCGAAGGCAGCACUACAGCACUUCGUCACCCGGAAGAUGGCAGCCAGUUCAAAGCCAUGGCUGAUGAAAACAAUGGCGCGACAUACCAUCCAGCAUCCAAUCCCUAUGUGACAGACAUGUACACUCGUCGCUCGCAGGACGGGGAUGGAACCUGGUCCUCAUCUAGCGAGGAUGUUCACGCCAAUGGUUAUGAAAUGCAACGCGGUUAUACUCGAGCACGGAACCCAGGGUUGGGCGGAUCUGAUUCACACUACGAGUCUACAGCCUAUAACCCACCACAAUUACCACAGGCGACCACAUCGCUGCAUGCACCUACACGAGUGAUGACCGCUCAGCUUGAUCGUGGGCGGGAUCUGACUGAGAUGCAUCCGCGAGAAGUAUGA